GUCUUGCUCCUUCAUCUAUCUCUCUCGUGUGUGUGUGUGAUUGACAUCUGGAUUGGCUUCCCUGUAAAGUUUGCUUAGAGCAUCUGCAUACGAUUUUCCUGCGGCGAUUCUGAUCACCAUUGCUGAUCCUCUUGUGAUCCGCUCAAUUCUGGGACGCUGUGACUUCAGUACUCCCGUCUCCUUAUCAUCUUCAUUUUUUAAAGAGCGCGGCAUCGAUGCGUACAAACGUCCAACAGAGAAAGAAGAAGAAGCAUGGAUAAAGGGAAGACGGCAGACGAUUGGAUUUAUCGAUGCAGUCGACUUGAUGUAGGCUGGAAAAGUGCAAAGAGACGUUUUCCACAAAUGUUUGGUUGAGGUUGCACAUGUUUUUGCCGUUUCUACUGCUCUAUUCAAACAAGUUUGACAUUAACCUGCUUUCUGAGUGAUUGCGUCUUAUUUAUAUAUUUAUAUAUAUAUAUAUAUAAAUAUAGCCAGCACGACAUUCAACCACUUCCGCAUCCUCCACCCCCACGUGGCCGCACCAUUACCUGAUAAGAGCUGGAGAAGCGGCCGCAGCCGCAGCUGCCUCGGAGCUCUGAGGAGCUGGAGGAUUUGCAAAAGCUGCUGCACUUCCCCGAGGAAGUGGCGCUCAGGUUGGCGGAGACUGAGUACCACUUAUUCUAUCAGGUACCACCCAACGAAUAUUUGCGGCACGUGGCACAAGAUCCUGUUUUAACUCAGAAGCAAUCAUCAUCAAGAUCGUCAACAUCUCCAGGUCUUGGCUCCAGUUUUCCUUGUACGACGAGUAGCGCAACACAGACGGAAGAAGAGGCCUCUUGGCCUACUGCUACUUCUGUCACAACCUCUGUGCAGACCCUCAUUAACCGCUUCAAUGAGGUGAGCUCAUGGGUGACCCACGCAAUAACAAGUGGCGCGACGAUCGAGGAGCGACAAGCCAUCCUCUCCUGCCUUUUACGAGUGGCCCAAACUUGUUGGAAUACUGGAAAUUUUAAUUCAGCUAUGGAAAUCGUUGCUGGUCUCAAAUCUAACAAGUUGAAGCCAUUUUGGCAAAGCGUGAACGAGCCUCUUCCGGUUCUAGAAUACCUAUCUUCCGCACUACUGUCUUCCGAGUAUGAGCACGCUUUGGCACGAGCUCUGGCAAUGUCAGAAUGCCCAGUGGUACCAUUCUUUGGAGCCUUCCUGCGGGAACUGCGGGAAGUUUCAUCUUUUGUCUGCUCGAAGCUUUCGCCGGAACGCAAAGACAAAGACAAAGAGACUUUGCGUGAUAGCAGUAAGGAGGGCGAGACCCUCGAAAACGUGCCUUUUCCCUCGCCUGGUGCGAGGGUCAGUAUGGAGAGUGAGGUAGAGACAACAUCGGGUUGGAGCUCGACAAGUAGUAGUGGUUCGUUGAAAAAGUCAGGAAACUCGGAAAACGAAAUUCGCAAGAGGCCCGGAAACGUCAAGAAUACAAGAUCCGUUCUUGACAAAAUUGCCCUCUUUCAUCAGCAUCAUCAUGCACGUGGUAGAGAUGCAAUCACGUGUUCCCUUCAUCGUACAUUAAGUAUACAUACAACUGCCCUGGAACAAAGUUACAUGUCUGAGGAGUGUGAUGAGAAUGAUUAUCAUCUUGACCUUGAUUCAUAUAAGCCGGUUCAACCCCUUCAUAUUGACCAUGGGGUCACACUAUUUCCAGUAGCUGCAAAAAAUGUUGGAACUGAUCUUCAUCUUUUACAGACUUUACACCAUGGAACGACCCUUGUGCACUGGGACUGUGAUAGUGGAGCAUCGCGAACAGCAUUGGUCUACGCUCGUGUUGAUCGUGCUUGUGGCACUUUCAUUUGGGAAAAGCCAUCAUGGAGUUCGUUAAAAACAGCAAGUACAUUGGGUACAGGAACACAAGAUUUUUGCCUGACAAUCAAUGCCGAAGAAACAAUACCCCCAGGAUUAGUGAAUAGAUAUUCUGCACAGCAAACAGAUUGUGCUUUUGUCAGUCUUGAGGAAGGUUACAUUGAUCUUGCAUGCGUAAAGGAGGUCAUGAUUGGAUGCUGCGAUCGAGAUCGAGAUCAAGAAUUAAGGGGUAUUUGCAAAAGAUACGGCCUCCCUGGAUCUGAUUCUUGCAUUGGUUUGAUGUAUGGGUCAAGUCUAUCGGAUAAUCGGCUUAUCUUUCUUCUUUGCCCGCCAGCACUCAGCAAAACAUGGUACAUGGGUUUGUGUUGGAUUCUUCGGGGCUUAAAGAGACAACAACAAUUAACAGAUCGAAGAUCACGUUGGCUUAAAGAAAAGUACCUUCAGCUUUACUUUGAGGAGGGUUGUUCUGAACCAAUGACAGCUGAUGCAAUUCGUAUUUUUGGUGGUCGAGAUUGGUCCGUUACCGAAAGUAUUGGAAGUCUAUCACCUACCAGUAGUAAUACUUUAAAAAGGCGGAAUGACAAAAGAAAGAAGACAAAAUCGAUUGGAAAUAUUCAUGCAUUAUCUAAGGAUUUGAGCUUUAGGCAUUACGAUUCUUCAGCGGAUGGAGGAUUAUCCAUGGCCCCUUUGCAUUAUAUAACAGGAAGCAGAGAAUCUUUAACUAAAGUUGUACCGGCUUCUCCACGAACGGGCAGAGACAGAAUUCCAUCUCGAAGUCCCCCUGGAUCUGCUGAGCGUAUUGUCACCUCAAAUUUGCCUUAUUCCAGUUUACAGAGGGAUAAAGAUAAGAACGGUUCCAGUGGAUUAGGUGGAAGCUCAGAAUCACCAUGGCAAGUGAAAGCAAAAGCCACAUCCAUCAUGUAUGAGACUCAAUUGAAUUUUGUCGAAUUCGUUGCUCUAUUUCGAUCCUUCAGUCUUCGUGCAAGAAAAGAUCUUCGUGAUCUUUUUGGACAAUUGGCUAUCACUUGUCGAAGUCAGAGUGAUGGUUCUAUAAGGGAUGUUAAUAAUCUUCGUUCUUCCGUUCUACGUCAGACGAGUGACGCAACACCACAACGAAUCGGUCUAUUAACGAGGAACAACUCCAUCGACUGCCAUGAGUACAAAUCACACAGUAACCUUCACAAAAAGCAGAUACUUGACGCUGUUGCAGCGGCUAGUAUUGUUAAUAAUUGUUCUGGAGUCGAUACAUCUAAAUCACAAGUGAUAACACUCGCAACUUUUACUAAAUUUUUAGAAUCCAGACAACAAGAAAAACUCACGGACGAUGAUAUUAAAAAUCUCAUCAAGAGGCACGAACCAGACCCGGUCCUUCGCACACAGUGGUGUUUAUCUUUCGAAGGUUUCGCUCGGUACAUGAUGGACAAAGACAAUUACGCCUUCCCCAACGAGUAUGCGACGCCCUCGGAAACUGAAAUGCAACAACCUCUUUCUCAGUAUUAUAUAGCAAGUUCGCACAACACAUAUUUAACAGGCCAUCAACUUAAAGGCGAAUCUUCUGUUCAAUUAUAUUCACAGGUUCUGCAGACCGGAUGUCGGUGCGUGGAAUUGGACUGCUGGGAUGGAGACGACGGUUCUCCACUCAUUUAUCAUGGUCAUACCUUUACUACAAAAAUUCCUUUUCGUUCAGUAGUGGAAGCGAUAGAUAGGAGUGCCUUUGUUAGCUCACCCUACCCUGUGAUUCUCUCCAUUGAAAAUCACUGCUCUCAAAGCCAGCAAGCUCGGAUGGCUCAAGUAUUUCAACAAGUAUUUGGGGAGAAACUCAUCAAUAAAUUUCUAUACGAGUCGGAUUUUGGUGAAGAUCCUCAAUUACCAUCUCCCUCGCAACUUCGAUAUCGUAUUCUUAUCAAGAACAAAAAAAUGGUCGUCGACCCUUCAGGAUCGUUAGUUCAUGCACCAUUGGGCCACAGAGGCAAGAUGCUCAUGUCGGAUCGAGCUUCAUCAAUGAAACAAAUGAAAACCGACAUGAGCAGCACUUCGGUAACAGUCGAAUAUUAUAGUGAGGAUGAAGAUGACGAGGAAGAAGAUGAGGAAGAUGAUAAUGUUGAUGAUAAUUCCAUCUCUAGUUACGAGAAAUACUUAGGAGGACAAUUGCCACAUGGUCGAAUAAAAUCAGAUUUAGCUGAGGACAAAUCCCAAAGGCAAAGUAGUCAAAUAGCAAAGGAAUUGUCUGAUCUUGUUGUUUAUUUGCAAGCAAUAAAAUUUCGCGGCUUAAAUACAACAGCUGGAUCAGGAUCAAUGGGUAAAAUUCGUCAUCAACCACACACGGGAACAGUGCAAAGACAUAGUAUUGCCGGUAUUGGAACAGCCGGUGUUGCACCAUCAUCAGGAUCACCUCAAUCAUUAUCGACGUCGGCCUCGAUUGCCAGCGGUGGCAGUAAUAUCGACAAUAUUUUCCGUAUAACAAGAGGUAUUCCAGCAUGUUUUCAAACAUCAUCAUUAAAUGAGAGUGCAGCAAAGAAAAUUUGCCGUAAACAACCAUUAGGUGUUGUUGCACAUGCGGAGACACAACUUAUUCGAACAUAUCCCGCUGGUAUGCGAAUUGAUUCAUCAAAUUUUAAUCCAGUUAUAUUUUGGGCAUUUGGACUUCAAAUGGUAGCACUUAAUUAUCAAACUGACGAUGCUGCACUACAUUUGAAUGCUGCGAUGUUCGAACAAAAUGGACAAUGUGGUUACGUGAGAAAACCAUCUGUUAUGUGGGAUAAAGAUCACAUGAUGUACAGACGCUUCAAUCCCUGGGACAAGGAGUUCGAUGGACUACACUCGGUACAUUUGACCCUCUCGAUUAUAUCCGGUCAAUAUGUUUCUCCAGCGAAUCUUGUAACCAGCACCUAUGUAGAAAUCGAAUUAGUUGGCAUUCAAAUAGACUGCGCGAAACACAAGACCAAAGUUAUUCAAACCAAUGCACUCAAUCCAAUAUGGAAUGAGAAAUUCUGUUUUCAAGUAAUGUUUAGAGAUUUAGCAUUCUUACGAUUUGGAAUUGUUGAAGCAAGCUCACAUCAUUUAAUAGCCCAACGAGUUCUACCACUCAAAUGUCUUCGACCUGGAUAUAGACACGUGAGAUUACGUUCGUUAAAAAAUAAACCACUUGCUCUAUCGACACUAUUUAUUUAUUCACGAAUGGAAGAGGAGAGCCUCGAUUAUAAUACAUGUUGUCGCGAUCAUAAGGAAUCAUCAAAACGUCCUUCCUCCGGUAAGGAACCAGAAAAACUCAAUACCAUUGAUCCGGGACUUAGUGGUGUCACACUAAAACGAAGAAUGUUUUUCCUCAUGGUUUAUCAUGUCGUACCCGAGGAACCUUACACUAUUCUCAAGGUUACACAGGAGAGUACAACGCAGGAGGUUAUGUUGCAAGCACUACAAAAGGCAGGAAUAUCAGCAGAGCAUGUUGAUGAAUAUAUUCUCGUUGAGGAAGUGUCGAGAGGUUGGGAGAAAAGGGAAAGAGAAGAAUUACCAACGCAAAGGGUUUUGGAUCCAAUUGAACAUCCAUUGCAAGCUCAGGCAUUGUGGAAGGGUCAGGGACGAUUUCUUCUCAAAAGAGUUGGUAAUGAUCCAAGUAGUAGAGCGUGGCUUGCAUCAAUAAGAAGUACAGCUGGUCAUCUAAAGUUAAAUGACGAUAUGAUGAGAGAUAAAUCGUCGACACACAUUUGGGAUGAGGAGGAUACAUUUUUGGUUUGUGUUUAUAAUGUUUCGCCGGAGAUACCUUAUGCUAUAUUACGAGUACCAGUGAGUAGUUCGGCGCAAGAUGUAUUGGCUCAGGCAUUAGUGAAGGCAAGAAGAAUGGAGGAUCCAACGAGAUUUGCCCUUGUGGAGGAACUUGAAUGGGGCGGCGCCGGUGCAGUUGGAAGCGGUAAUCGACAAUUGCGAUUGUUGAGAGACGAUGAGAAUGUCUAUACAACGCAGGCCUUUUGGAAGACAUUGGGAAGGUUUGUGUUGCGAGAACGUGAACAGGCAAUACCAAGGAGACAUUUAUUGCCAGCAACAUUGGAUCGACUCAGCAAGGGCUUCUCUGUGGGGAGAUCGGUCUCAUUACCUGGCUCCAGUAAGGAGAAAGUCCCUGUUGCCGAAGCAUUGUCCGAUCCGACAUCGCGAGGUUUAAGACAUCGACUAUUGUUGCCAGGUAGAAGGAGAGAGGUGCAUUCUGAUGGAGAGGAUGCGAGAGAGUCCGACCUUUUGAAUGCAGCCCUCAACUUGAAGAAGGUCUCGCUGCGGAAGUUUCGUAUGUGGAAAUCAUAGUGGCAGUCGCGGGCGACGUCACUCUCUUCGGUCUUCGCCCCUCGGAAAAGCAAUUAGGUAUUAGGGCGCAUUACUUACCCCAUUAGUUGAUAUUAGGACUGCAAGGCAGAAUAAAAAAAAAAUAAUAAUAAUAAUUAGAUAAACCAAAUUAGUUGUAAAGGAAUUAAUUACAUUAGUAUUUAUCGUUAAAAAAAAGAAAACAUAUUUAAACGGAUAUCAGCAGCAUGUCGAGGUUCAGUUUGAAGCCUGGAAAUUGAUAUUUUGAACAGUGGCACUAUAAAUAAAAAUCUCAUGCUAUUUUUUUUUAUUUUAAAGUUUCUUAUUGGACUUUUGACCAGGCUGAUGAUAGUGGCAGCAAAAUUAUUAGAUUUUUAGAAAUUAGCCUCUUCCCACAAGGAAAGAUUCCAAUUGGAAAAAACUGUCAGAAUUCCGAUAAUUUCUUUUUGAUCAUGAAAAAAUAAUUUUACAAUAUUUCCAAACGCACAUUUCUUAAACAAAUUGGAAAUAUUAAAAAUGUUGAAAUAAUUUUUUCAUUAGCAGUGAAAAAAAUCGGAAUUUUCCUAGGAACUUUUCCUUGUGAGUUGAAAAAAAAGAAAAUGAAAUAGUUUUUCAUGUUUCUUGGAAGUAAAAUCAUUUUACAAACAAUAGAUGAAAAUAAUUUUCAAAUACUCGGAAAGUUUUUUUGUAAUUCCUCAACUUAUACUUGUUUCUUUUUCUUUCUUCACUGUUUAGUAGUUUAAUCAUCUAAGGAUUUACACAUUUGUAAAUAAUUUCAUCACAUAAUGUAAAGUUUACAAUUUAUGUCAUUUUAGGUUUAAAUUCUUGUAAGUUAUUUGAGAUUUCUCUAAAUAAGCAAAAAAAAUUGUUUAAUUAGAAUUCGACAAUUUGAUUCAAGAUUUUUUUUAGUUUCUGAAGCAAUUUUAAACAAAAAUAUAUAACAAAUUAGGAUAUUAAAAAAUUUUGUAUGUUUUAAUUCUAUUUGUAAAAUAUAAAAAUAAUUUAUUAUUAUUAUUACUAUUUAUAAAAGAAAAUAGUCUAAUUUUUAGUAAGUUAUUAAAUUCUAGUAAAAUACAAAAAGUUUAGUUUAGAAAUUAAAUUAUUAAAUCAACUAGAUGCGAAACACGAAUAAAUAACAAAGCAAUAUGUGACUAAUGAAUGAAAGGUUUUUAGUUAUUUAAAUUAAAACAAAAACUGUUUUCAAAUUAAACUAAUUAAAUUCUAAAUAAUUUAAAAUUAAUUAAAAUUUUUAAGAAUGUAUAUUAAUUUUUUAUUUUUAUAAAUUAUUGUUAAGCUGUUUUUCAUAAACAAUAAGUAAAAAAUUAUAUAAAUAUUUUUAUAAUACCUAGAAUGCUUGUAAUAAUUUAAAAUAGUAAUUGUCGAUGUUAGAUUGCUAUUUCUUAAUUGAUUGUUUAGGAAGAAAUUUUUAAAUUAAUUAUAGACAAUUUUUUAGAAUAAAAAGAAACACAAUUUGUCAAAAUGUUUAAAUAUUUAUUUUAAAUAAUUAGAUAAAUUCUUCUUAAACAUUAUUAACUCAUUUCUUUUGAACACAAUUUUUUAAAUAGUAUUUUUUACGUUAUUGAUACAUUCCAUAUAUUUAAUGAAAUUUCAAAAAUUUUAAACAUAUCUAAAUUUUUUUCCAUUGUCAAAAACGAAAAUUUGUGGAAAAAUUUUAAAUACGUUUAAAUGAAUAUUAUAUUUUAAUCGAACAAAAUUAAAAGCGUAGCACCCCCUUAAUUUUAAAUUAUGUCAUUUGUGAUUUUUAAAAAAUCCUAAAGCAAUAAAAUUUCUAUUACUUUUAUAAUAUAAAUUGUCACGAAUGACUAUAGUCAAUUACAUUAUAAAAUAUAUUAAAGAUUAAAUCAUUUUUUUAAAAAUGUAUCAACAUUAUUUUAAUUUAUAAAUAUUUUGGAGUGUUUUUCUUUUCCUUGUUUAAGUCGAACAUAUUUAAUCUAUUUUUCAAAAAAAAAAACCAGGUAACAUUUUUUUAUCAUUUUUAACUCAUUUUUUAUAGAUAUAAAUGAAAUAAAUAUAAAAUUAUUUUUAUAAAGCUUAUUUCACAUAUAUUUUAUUUGGUAUAAACUCAAUUUCAAUAAAUCUCAAUUAACAUAAAAUUUAUUUGAAAUAAAACUUAUUUGCUGUAAAUCUUGAUAUAAAUAAAUUACAAUAAUAACAAAUUAAAAAGAGAAAAGGAUGUUUUGUCUUGUUUUUUGAGAAGAAUAUAUUAAAUAUAUAUUUGACUUAAAUCAAGACACACAUUUUAAAAAGAUACACAUAUCUUUGAAACGUAUCGCAAAAAGAAAUUUUGACCAAAAUAUUUAUUUCCAUUUAUGGGCUGUGGUUUUUUACAGGCUUCAGACUGAAUCGUCACUGAAGAAUGGAUUUAAAAAAAAAAAUAAAUUAAAUAUAAUACAAAAGUUGACUCACAGAUCACGAGAAAAUUUUUUUUACACAAUUUUCCAAUUAUUUAUAAAAAAAAUUAUAUGUAUGAAAUUGCACUUUAAAAUUGUCAAAACACAAAAGUUCCGAGUUUGCGAAAAAAAAAAUUAUUAAACUAUAAUAAUGCAAUAUUAAAUAAAUAUAAAUACACAAUAUUGCAAUAUUACGUAAACUCAGAAGUUCGGUGAUUUUGUCAGUCUAGUUGCAUUUACACACCUUAGAAAAUAAUUUAAGUAGAUAAAAAAAAGUCUAUUAAAAUAUGUUUUCUAAAUUUUUUUCUCAAAUGUUUCAGAACCGAAAAAAGACUCUUGUGUAAAUAAAAAAUAGUUUAUCAAUAAAAAAAAAACAAAAACAAAACAUUGUUGUAGAAAAUAUUGCCGUGGAUAUAACAUUUAAGAAUAAGAUUUAUUCUCGAGAAAAUAAUAAAAGUCUUCGUUCCAAGACGAAACAGGACCAAGGAAGCGACUCUUCUGAUAUCUUCAAGUUUCACUUAAUAAUAAGCACUCUAAUAUUAAGAGGAAUUAUAUAAGUAGCCUAGGAUAUAAAUACCACGGCAAUUAAUAAUGAAUGAAUUUUAAGAAAAAAAAAUUAUCUAUUUCCUCCUAAUCUGCGAGUCACUGAUAAAAAUAAUAAUAAUAAUAUUCUCUUUUUAAGUCUUUCUCUAGUCAAAAAAAGAAUGAAAAACAGAAGAUCUAUUGAGCCAAUCUGUUUUUUGAAAAUUCCUAUUUUAAAAGAGUACAAAUUAAAAUUUUUUUAUUCAAGAGAAUUUACUCUGUUUCACACCGAAACGUAAUAUUGCAAAAUAUUUUUUUUUUAACUUGUAUCAUUUUCAGUUUAAAUCACAAAGUUUUGUAAUUGCGCUAUUUCCAGAAUCGUCCCAACUGCCUCUUACGGUCUAUAUAUUAUAUCAAAUACAGAUUUCUUAUCGACAAUUUUAAAAAUGAGAAAAAAAACACAUCUAACGCAUAUUUAUAUGUAUGAUUCAUUCAUAAAUAUGAAAAAAAAAAUAUAUUUGUAUAUAAACAUAUGUAAAACAUAUAGAAGUACGUUACAAUUCGCCUGUGCCAAGCUCGAAUCUAUCAUCAACGCUAAACCAUAUUAUAAAUAUAAUAAUUAAAAAGAAAACUUCGUUCCGAAAGGAAAUAUAAUAUUUCUUCAUUCUCAACGCCUACUGUAAACUACGCAUAAUUACAUGACACAUAAUUAAAUGACAUAAAAGUUGGCCAAUAAAAAAAUGUUACACAAAAAAUGUUGUCUUAGAAAAAAAAUAAAUUCUUCUCUUUACGUUAUUCACGAGUUUAAAAAAAACAUUGUAAACCUUGGCAUACUUAUAUACAUGGAAAAAAUAUGAAAUCGUAGAAGGAUUUAUCAAUUUGCUGUAGAAAUUAUAAAAAAAAAAUUAUUGUAAAUUCUAUACAUUUAAAGCACACAUUAAUGUGUGAAUAUAAAUCUUCCACAUGAAGUUACCAAAAAGUCAAAAACACACUUCUUGGAUUUUUAAAGCGAUUCGACUAUAUUAUAUGUUAAAAAAUAAAAAAAAAGUCGGCCGAGAAAGACCCGUGUCUGUUCGAAUUUCAAAAUUUUGUAUUUUUCCAAUAACUAUAUAAAUUCGCGCAAAUAUAAAUAAAGUCUUGCGUCGCGUAUAUAAGCAGAAAUAAAAAAUAAUAAUAAUAACGUUCUCAUCUUCGAAUAUACCAAUCGUAUACGGUGAUCGAAUAAGACAGCUAUAUUAAAAAAAAAUAUUAUAUAUUUUUUUUUUGAUUUUUCAAUAAAUUUCUUCAAAUAUUUCUAUGUUAAAAAUAUAAAAUUCUGUUAAAUGAUACAUAUAUAUAAUAUAUGGAGAUGAUUGUUUAUUUAUGUGUGAAUAUUUGCAUUUAAUUUUAUGAGAUGAUUAUAUAAAGAAAAAUUAAAGUUUUGAAAACAAUAAUCAAUUAUUAAGAAAUAAAUAACCUAAGAACAUUUUAGAAGAGAGACAGGUAUACUGCAUGCUGUGAUUCAACGAGUGAAAUGAAUUAUAUUCAGUUAAAUAAUCUUCAAAUAAAGGGUGCUAUUCAAUA
Molecule: messenger RNA, 10613 nt
Organism: Leptopilina boulardi
Lineage: Eukaryota; Metazoa; Arthropoda; Insecta; Hymenoptera; Figitidae
Product: 1-phosphatidylinositol 4,5-bisphosphate phosphodiesterase epsilon-1-like
Exons: 16
Coding region: 1000-6120 (1706 amino acids)
Biological process (GO): phosphatidylinositol-mediated signaling; lipid metabolic process; small GTPase-mediated signal transduction
Molecular function (GO): guanyl-nucleotide exchange factor activity; phosphatidylinositol-4,5-bisphosphate phospholipase C activity
Source: RefSeq, a predicted model, not a curated record